This is a messenger RNA of Anguilla rostrata (American eel), 1374 nucleotides long. RefSeq names its product transport and Golgi organization protein 1 homolog. Gene Ontology annotation, cellular component: endoplasmic reticulum exit site; endoplasmic reticulum membrane. Bases 128 to 1342 code for a protein of 404 amino acids. Gene Ontology annotation, biological process: protein secretion; vesicle cargo loading; endoplasmic reticulum to Golgi vesicle-mediated transport. NCBI's taxonomy places the organism in Eukaryota, Metazoa, Chordata, Actinopteri, Anguilliformes, Anguillidae. The transcript has 12 exons. The record is from RefSeq and is a predicted model, not a curated record.
UUUUGCCAGUUGACCGUGUGGAUAUUCUUCAUUGGUUAUAGUAAUGUAGAUGUGCUCAUUACUUCAGUGUAUGGUUGCCUUACUCACCGUCAAGACAACGUUUAGGGCCGCAAUGUAAGUUGCCAAUAUGGCAACGGUCCUCACGCGGUGUUUGUACAUCUUGAUUUUGUUGUGUCAUUUAAGGGUACCUCAUGUCACCGUGGAUAACGCGUUACUGGACCUGAAACCAUUCUCCGGACCGGAACAUACAGUGUUGCAGGAUUGGGGGACAGGAAAUGUUUCGGAAUACGCAUUCGCGGUUGAGGACCGAGACGCCGAACCCCUGCCAUCUUUCCCCCCUCAAACUCUGGAACCACGCCGAAUUUCCGAGGACGCGGGUCUGAAUAGAGACUUCAGUUUUGACGCAGAUCGACCACCGGCAGGUAAACGCCCCUCCCCGUUCCACAGAGCUCUCCUACUGGUUCGGAAGCAUUUGGAGACACUCCCUGACACGAUCAUUGGCAGCCUGCCAGAGGCAUGGAAACUAGGCCCCGCCCCCUUCAAAGUGCCCCUGGGAGCUGUAGUCUUCACCACCGCCAUAGAGAUCCUCCUGUUUCUAGUGUUCACCUGGAGAACCGUCCGCACUAAGACACCCGACCAGGAAGUGGAGAAUGAGAGACGCCACUACGUGAGGAAACUUCUGGCAGAGGAGAGAAAGAUCCAGAAGCUGCAGGAGCGGGUGGAGGCUCUGGAGCGCGACGGGGCUGCUCUGGAGGGGCAGAGGCUCCAGCUGAAGGCCCAGGUCGAGGCCGGGGAGCAGAGGCUGCAGGUGCUGGACCAGCUCUGCCGGGAGAAGGACUCCAGCCUGCAGCAGAAGCUUAUCCAGGAGCAGGUCGAUCGGCAGGAAAUGGACACGGUCCUGAACACCUACAAACUGCGCAUCCAGGAGAUCAGACAGGAGAAGCAGAGGAGUGAGCACUGCUACAGGGGCCAGAUUGACUACGUUCAGAGGAGAGCAUAUGAGAACUCGAUGAAGGUGUGUGCUUUAGAGCAGGCUCUGGAGCAGGAGAGGAGCGAGGCCGAGAGACUGCGCCAGCUGCUUGCGAUCAGUGUGAGACUGGCCCAAUUCCAGCUCUCCAUGGACACCUCUACCGGCUCGGACCACCUGAGCCUCAUACCUGAGACAGGGGAAACAGAUGUUUCUAUGGUCCAUUCUCAGCCUUCUCCAACAGACAGUCUGUUUCCUGACCUGGCCACGCCCCUCAGACCUACUGCAGUAAACACAUCCCUGAUUGGACAGACUCGUGCCCUGGCCACGCCUGCAAACAGAUCCCUCCCAACCAACCUGGGACUGCACAUCUGAGUACCCAGCACUCAAUGAAUAUGUGCUUACCU